AUGCCUUUGUGGCGGACGAAAUCCAACCAUAGCCAGACCCCUAGCGAGUCCGACCCCAAGAACGACCCGGUCGCUUCAGCUUCCCAGGCCGCAGGGACGGCAUGGCUGGCCGGUCACCCCAAUCAUCUGACCGAGGAGCAAGAGAAAGGCCUGCAGGAGUUCAAGAAACGGUGCGAGGAGACCGGAUACUACAAGGCCGACGCGGGGGAGGGAAAACCUAGUCACGAGGAUGCGACGCUCCUGCGGUUCCUCCGCGCGCGGAAGUUCGAUCUAGAUGGCGCUUGGAACCAGUUCAAGGAUACCGAGGAAUGGCGCAAGGAGAACGCGAUCGAAUCGCUGUAUGAGAAUAUCGAUGUCAACUCGUAUGAGGCUGCGAGGCGGAUGUACCCCCAAUGGACGGGUCGUCGCGACAAGCGUGGAAUUCCCAUCUAUGUUUUCGAGAUUCGAAACUUGGACAACAAGAACAUGGCCGAGUACAUGUCCACCAUGAACUCCGCCGGUGCGACGGCGGAAACCCACCAAUCUUCCAAGGUGCCACAGCGUCUGUUGCGGCUGUUCGCUCUCUACGAGAAUCUGCUUCGUUUCGUCAUGCCUUUGUGUACGCGAUUGUCGCGACCGAACCCCGAGGCUCCCAUUGUGACUUCGACCAACAUCGUUGACGUGAGCGGCGUCGGUUUGAAGCAGUUCUGGAACCUGAAGUCACACAUGCAGGAUGCCAGUGUUCUUGCGACAGCGCAUUACCCUGAGACUCUGGAUCGAAUCUUUAUCAUCGGCGCACCGGCAUUCUUCCCUACCGUCUGGGGCUGGAUCAAGCGCUGGUUCGACCCAGGCACCACCUCUAAGAUCUUCAUCCUCUCCGCCGCCGAGGUCAAGCCCACCCUCUCCUCAUUCAUGGACCUGUCCAGCAUCCCCAAGCAAUACGGCGGCGACCUCGACUGGCAAUGGAACGACAUGCCCAACCUGGACGAGCCCGCCCGUGAGGUCCUCAGCCCUCUGGAAACGCCCCCUGCCGAGGGCGAAACCAAGCCCUCGCUUCUGAAAGGACCGGUCCUCUUCCAUGGCGAUCACAUCGAAAUCCUAGGCAAGGCCAAUGGAGAAAGUCGCAAGUCGAAUAUUCCCGUGCCCGAAUCCGCGCCCGCCCCGGCCCAGGCCGAAAAGUCCGACCCGGAGAAGCCUCAAUCGAACGAUACCCCGGCGGAGAAGCCCGCAGAGACGACCGAGAACGAAAAAGUGAGCGCCGACGAUGUCACUGCGGAAAAGCAGGCUAAUGGGGAUGUUGAGGCGCCGACGCAGACUGUUUCUGCCUAG
Messenger RNA from Aspergillus affinis, 1308 nucleotides. RefSeq names its product CRAL/TRIO domain-containing protein. The transcript is spliced from 4 exons. The record is from RefSeq and is a predicted model, not a curated record. The coding region runs from base 1 to 1308 and encodes 435 amino acids. Lineage: Eukaryota; Fungi; Ascomycota; Eurotiomycetes; Eurotiales; Aspergillaceae.